Molecule: messenger RNA, 2570 nt
Organism: Brachypodium distachyon (stiff brome)
Lineage: Eukaryota; Viridiplantae; Streptophyta; Magnoliopsida; Poales; Poaceae
Exons: 3
Coding region: 409-2304 (631 amino acids)
Source: RefSeq, a predicted model, not a curated record
CCUCCCCGCCUCCAUUUCCCACAAACACAACUCCGCAAACACAAAGGCAAAGUCACCAGUUCGCGAAACCGCAGGCCUGAGAAAACACAAACGCUCAAACCCGUCGCCGUCCCCUGUCGUCUCGUCCCCCGCCCCGCCCACACCGGUUCCCGCUCCCCCGCCGCCGCGCCGCCGGAAACACCGCUUCCUCCCUCGCCCGUCCGCGCGCCCAGUUUGAAGAUUUGACAGCCACAAAUUAGUUAGUUGCUCGUGCCUAUGCUUGAUGUCAACUACACGGGAUAUUGUUUAGUGCUGAGGAGGCUGAGUAGCUUUGGAUCAUAAUUUCACCCCGAAACAAGACAGACAUGGACCGUGCAGAUACCUCAGGGUUUGUCAGCGGUGGUUGCUUUGUUUUCAUAGUGUUAAGCUAUGAUGGAUGACAGCUUUGUGAAUAUCCCAAACCAACCUCUGAUGAAUGACCCCUUUGUGUUAAUGGGACAAUCAGCUCCAAGCUACACCAUGAAGAACCCGAGCAAAAGCACACUCCGCAUGGGCUCAGCAAUGGCUAACUGGAGCCAUGGUGAUGAAAACACACAAAGCAUGAGCAAUAGUAUCACAGCCAGAGAUGAUGGCUGCAGACUUGUCCUAGGGUUGGGUCCAACACCUGAUUUUUACUCGACGCACUGUGAACCCACUGGAGUAUACAAGUCAAAAGAAUGUCAGACUUCGUCUGACCAGAGUUUCUCUUUCACGGAUCCAGGGAUGCUGAGGCUUGGCCUGCAGUUGGAUGGUGCUGAAACAAUUCAGCAUCUGCAAGCACCCAAUGGAAGAGUUCAUUCGUUUGCUAUUGUUGACGAGGCCUCAACAUCUGCUGCUGUAAGGAGCAUGGGUGGCUACAUGCCAUCCCUACUCUUUGCUCCCUGCUCCACUUCCUCUGCUGCCAAUGAGGCCCAACUACAAACAAAGGGUUCGCUAGACCUCACUCAGUGCACCGACAAUAGCACUAAGCAUACUCAACAACAUCUUCAGCUCAGCCCUGAGCCUUCUGCUACGACAGAGAGUUCAUUUGGUGUGAGCUCUGAUGUGGUCACUGCAGCAACCACAUCAGAACAACGGAGUCAUACCCGGCAUCCUAAGAAGUGCAGGUUCAAGGGGUGCUCCAAAGGUGCAAGAGGCUCAUCAGGACUAUGCAUUGCCCACGGAGGCGGGCAAAGAUGCCAUAAACCUGGAUGCCAUAAAGGAGCUGAGAGCAGCACUGCCUAUUGUAAGGCCCAUGGUGGAGGUCGGCGGUGUGAACAGCUUGGUUGCACCAAGAGUGCUGAGGGAAAGACAGAUUAUUGUAUCGCUCAUGGUGGAGGCCGUCGCUGUGAACAUCCUGACUGUCCUAAAGCUGCACGGGGUAAGUCUGGACGGUGCAUCAAGCACGGUGGUGGGAAGAGAUGCGCAAUGGAAGGCUGCAUUCGGAGUGCUGAGGGGAAGGCUGGACUCUGCAUUUCUCAUGGUGGUGGACGCCGGUGCCAGUAUCCAGACUGUGGCAAGGGGGCUCAGGGCAGCACAUUGUACUGUAAGGCACAUGGCGGCGGCAAGAGGUGUAUCUUUGAUGGGUGCAGCAGAGGUGCAGAGGGGAGCACACCUUUGUGCAAAGCCCACGGCGGUGGGAAGCGAUGCAUGUUUGAAGGUGGUGGUGUCUGCCCAAAGAGUGUACAUGGGGGCACCGACUUCUGCGUGGCACAUGGAGGAGGGAAACGCUGUGCAGCACCUGGCUGCACCAAGAGCGCCCGUGGCCGCACGGACUCCUGCGUCAAGCAUGGUGGUGGUAAGCGUUGCAGGAUUGACAACUGCGGUAAGAGUGCUCAAGGGAGUACAGACUUCUGCAAAGCUCACGGUGGAGGUAAGCGGUGCACAUGGGGAUCAGGUUGCGAGAAGUUUGCCCGUGGCAAGAGUGGCCUUUGUGCUGCACAUGGGACCUUGAGGGCCAGGCAACAAGAACAUGGUGUGGUGAAGAACGGAGGUAGCAUGAUCGGACCAGGCCUCUUCAGUGGCAUUGUGGUGUCAUCAACCACCGCCGCAAGUAGCAUGACGAAUGAGCACUCGUCAUCGGGCAUCAGCACUGCAUCAGAUAGUGACGGCACAGUCAGGAGCCAAUCAAUGAUACCUCCUCAGCUCCUUGUUCCUCGUUCCAUGAUGCCCUCGUCGUCAUCUGAGCCUACUGUACGUGGGGGCAGAGAAGGAGGCUGUGUUGUACCUGAGGGAAGGGUGCACGGUGGUGACCUUAUGUCACUCCUCGGUGGCAGCUUCAGGAACGCCAAUUUGGAUAACCUCUGAAGUGUUCUUCAAAUUCUGUCAGUUUGUUUGUAUAUAAAAGGCAUUGUGUUGCCUAAUGAAUUUUAUAGUUUUUCUCUUUGCUUGAUAAGUGUUGUAUGGAUGGUUAGUCAGUCCAUUGUACAUCGGUCUCCGGCAUGUUCUUAUCGCUUUUGGCAUGCUGAUUCAGUCAGUCGUAGUUACUGCCAAUAAAACUUGUGUAUUUGAUAUAUACUGUUUCUUAUAUGUUUGUGGGCUAUUAUUCUUAAAGAUUUGUUGUGAUAUUGCCA